AUGGGCACGAUGUUCAGGAGUGAGGAGAUGGUGCUGUGUCAGCUGUUCGUGCAGCCUGAAGCGGCAUACGUCUCAAUGUAUGAGCUCGGAGAGGCUGGGAUUGCACAGUUCAGAGAUUUAAACCCUCACGUGAACGACUUCCAGCGUCGGUAUGUCAGUGAAGUCCGGCGCUGUAGUGAGAUGGAGCGCAAGUUACGCUGGGUGGCUGGCGAGCUCCCUGAGCCACCUCCUCCUCCGAAACCUGAGCGCUGUAGUUUGAGCCCUCGAGAGAUCAACAUAUUGGAGGAAAGAAUCGACUUCAUAGAAUCAGAGAUACAGGAGAUAACAAGAAACGCAAGGAACUUGAAGAGUGACUAUUUAGCUCUAAUAGAACUGAGGACCUUGAUAGAGAAGAUGCAAACCUUCUUCCAAGAUCAUAGUGCACAACGGAAGAUAUCUGCGUCUGUACAAAUAUACAAUAAUGAUGCGGUGUUAGGACAUCUUGGCUUCAUAGCUGGAGUGGUGACCACGGCAAGGAUACCGGCCUUCGAAAAGAUGCUCUGGAGAAUAUCGCAUGGAAAUAUCUUCUUCAAACAGGCGCAAAUUGAUGAGCCUUUGAAGGAUCCUAUUACGGGUCACGCGCUUCAGAAGACAGUGUUCGUGGUCUUCUUCCACGGGGAGCAGAUCAAGCUUCGUGUAAAAAAGGUCUGCCAUGGCUUCAAGGCCACUCUGUACCCAUGCCCCGCAACAUACAAGGACCAACUGGACAUGUUAGCUGGAGUUGGGACCCGGAUCAAGGAUUUGGAAAUGGUCUUGGAGCAAACUGAGAACCAUCGUCGACUGGUCCUUACAAACAUUGCUCGUGACAUCAGCACCUGGAUGGUAGCUGUUCGUAAGGAGAAGGCCAUCUACCACACCUUGAACAUGUUCAGCAUGGACAUCGUUAAGAAGUGCCUUAUUGCUGAGUGUUGGGUACCGAGGAGAGACCUCACUGCUGUGCAGAAGGCGUUGGAGAAUGGAGUGAAAGCAAGUGGAAGUCCAAUCCCAUCGAUCUUGCACUACGUACCAACCAAUGAGACGCCACCGACAUUCAAUAGGACGAAUAAGUUCACACGAGGUUUCCAGAACCUCAUUGAUUCCUAUGGAAUCGCCAGCUACAGAGAAGUUAAUCCAGCUUUGUACACAAUCAUAACAUUCCCGUUCCUGUUCGCGGUGAUGUUCGGGGACGUCGGCCACGGGAUUAUCAUGACAGCCUUCGCAGCCAUCCUAGUCAUUUACGAGAAGAAAUUCUUAAAAACGAAGACAGACAACGAAAUAUGGAACAUUUUCUUCGGAGGACGAUAUAUUAUACUACUAAUGGGAAUAUUCUCCAUAUACACCGGCUUGAUAUACAAUGACAUGUUUUCGAAAUCUCUGAACAUAUUUGGGUCUAGUUGGCGGAAUGUGUAUGAAGAUGGAGUUCUCCGCAAUCAUACUAUGUUAGAGUUAGAUCCGAAGACAGCUUAUACACAGACUCCUUAUCCAUUUGGUUUGGACCCAGCGUGGCAGUUCGCCUCCAACAACAUAAUAUUCCUAAACUCAUUCAAGAUGAAACUGUCCAUAAUAUUCGGUGUGAUCCAUAUGGCGUUCGGUGUAACUAUGAGUGUGGUAAACUUCAACUUCUUCAGGAAGCCCGAGAUGAUAUUCUUACAGUACAUACCACAGAUACUGUUCCUACUGCUUUUGUUUUGGUAUCUUUGUUUGCUGAUGUUUAUGAAGUGGAUCAUGUAUUCGGCUGUUGCGGAAGAUCCAGCACUAGGCACAUCGUGUGCCCCUUCAGUCCUAAUCAUCUUCAUCAAUAUGAUGCUUAUGAAGAGUUCUGAAGACAAGCCACCGUGCCGUGCAAUGAUGUACGCUGGACAAAAUGAGGUGCAAAGGACGUUCUUAGCGAUUGCCUUCCUGUGUAUACCCGUCAUGCUCUUCGGAAAGCCAGUUUACAAAGCGUUUUUGGCUAAGAAACGAAAGCAAUACCAGCAAGGUGUUGAAACAGGUGAAGACGUCGCAGAGAAGGAGGGACACGAUGGUGGAAUAGCUGAGGAGCUGAUCACUCAAUGUAUCCAUACCAUUGAGUAUGUGCUGGGCGCUGUGUCCCAUACCGCAUCCUACUUGCGACUGUGGGCACUCUCGCUAGCUCAUGCACAGCUCUCAGCUGUACUUUGGCAGCGUGUCCUGAUAAUGGGCAUGGGUCCGCCUGGUGUGACCUCCAUAAAACUUUACAUCAUAUUCGCCGUGUGGGCCUUCUUCACACUGGCCAUCCUGGUGCUCAUGGAGGGCCUGUCUGCCUUCCUGCAUACACUGCGGUUACAUUGGGUGGAAUUCAUGAGCAAGUUCUACGACGGUCAAGGGUACGCCUUCACGCCGUUCUGCUUCACUGAUAUCCUGGAGAACGAAGAAGAUGAUCAUAAACCAGCCACGGAGACCAAUGGAGGUCCACCCGAGUGA
This is a messenger RNA of Spodoptera littoralis (African cotton leafworm), 2460 nucleotides long. NCBI's taxonomy places the organism in Eukaryota, Metazoa, Arthropoda, Insecta, Lepidoptera, Noctuidae. The record is from the annotation of a GenBank genome assembly.